UCGUCUGAACUUACAACUUCAGAAUAGUCUUCUUAGGAACCCAUUGCUGAUUUGAUAACUGAUUCUAUUUUACUUGAACGUUCUCCUCUGCCAACAUGGAUCAGUUGAAAUUUUUACUUUCCCUAGCUACAGCUGUGCUAUUCUCCUCACAACUUAUAUCGACAGCUUUCGCCGCUCCAUUGCCGCAAGGAGACGGUCGUUGGGUAAACCCGUGUGGCGGUAGUACGCCCGUCUCAGGCUUAUCAUUAAAUCUUCCCACACCUCCGCCAAAACCAAUCAAUAUGGAACUGACCUCACUGAAACUGAUGGCUCAAACGGCAACCAGCCUCAGCGACGAGAUGACCUAUACUAUAAAACCCCGAAUUGGAUCCUCAAUAUGCUCAGAGCUCGAUGGGCAUGACCCCCUUCCGGGGUUCCCCGAUACAGGAGCGUCCUAUACUGCUGGGAUCAAGGCUGAGGACAUGCUCUUGAGAGAAGUUAAACGCUUGUCAAUGAUUGGGGUUUUCCUGGAGCAAGCAAGUAUGGAUACAUACGACUAUACGGACAAAAUCGAACAACUUGAAAACAAGUACGUCGAAAUGCUGUGUAAACUUCACAUCAUCUUGAAAGGCCUGAAGCAGGAAGUGACGACAGUCGUGUCACGUGACAUCAUGUCGAGCAAAUACAGGAAUCUUGAUCAAAUCGCUCAAAUCGACAUGAGGAACUACCUAAUCAUCAGAGACGCACAACGAAUCUUUGUCGCCAUAGCUGAAGGAGUGGAUAGUUACCUGGCGAACAACAAUUUGUAACUCUGCCCAAGCCCUUAAUUUAUUCAUGCCAUUGUUAAAUUAUUUUUUAUGUAUUUAUAUUCUUAAUUUAUUGAGGUAUCCAUGUACUUAAUUUAUUGAACCCAUUCCAUUCCAUUUAACCCUCCACAUGAAUUUGCAUAAUCUGUGUUAUUUGUCCUAUGUUGAGACAUGCCAUUCAACAUACAGAAAACUACGGAUAUAUCGAACUCAAAGGGAGCUCUAAUUCUAGUUCGUUAUAACGGUAAUUCGUAACAAACAUGUAUACAGUAUAUAUACAGCAAUUUGCCGAGACCAUAAACAACAGUUCGUUAUAUCCGUCAGUUCGUUAUAAACAUAGUUUACUGUCUUGUGAUCUUCAACUGUAUCCACUGCCGUCCAGUAUUGUUGUCCAUCACGUUUACCUACUUGAUGACGCAUCCUGAAUGUAUUCAUGCGAGUGAACACAUUCGAUUCAUUCGUUCAUGAACACGUUGCCAUGACUUGAUAUUGUAAAUAUCAGAAUAUUGUAUAUGGAAUCAAAACAAUUGUUUCAUGUCCCUCUCAAAACAUCCAAAUGGGGCCGAGCCUAUAUCAUAAAUUCAUAUUUAUAUUUUUGUUAAAAGGACGUUAAUCAACCAUCACAUCAAACGCUUUGUUAUAAAAUGUUUUAUCACUAGUAUAAUUAAUGAGUGGGCGGUCGAUGGCCUUGUGGCUAAAGCGUUUGCUCGUCACGGCGAAGACUCGUUUCGAUUCCCGACAUGGGUACAAUGUGUGAAACCCAUUUCUGGUGUCCCCUGCCGUGAUAUUGCUGGAAUAUUGCUAAAAGCGACGUAAUACCACACUCACUCACUCACCCACUCACUCACUCACUCACUAUCAUUACUGAUAUGGAUAUGGAUUUUGUCUCGAGAUUAGAUAUAUGUUUCAGCUACAGCUGGAAAAUAGAUAUUUUUAUAUAUUUAAGAACGUGUAAUCAGUUCCAAGUGUGUACACAUCAGUAUCUACAUUUCCAUUGAAUCAUUACGUGUUUUUCCUGAUGAAAUGUUAUACAAAUAUUUACAUGUCAUAAUUGGUUGUAAAUGUAUUUCAAACAUGUAUUAUUUAUAUAUUUAUACGUGAGAAAGUAAUUUAUUUCUUAUGUGGAGCAUGUGUGAGGAAGUAAUUUAUUUUAAAGUGAUGUAUGUAUGCGUGUACGCUGGAUAUGCUUGCUCCAUUGAAAACAUCAUAUUGCACUCGAGCAAUGGUCUCGUGUGAAAUUAUUUAUAUUUAUUGAAUUCAUCAUUUACUUGUCAUUUGCCACUUAGAUCUGACCAUUUGUGUUCAUUCUUCGAGAACGAUUCCUGCAGGUGCUACGUUUCCAAUACCUACCAUCGUUCCGCAGAGUAACCAUAUUCCAGGUGUGCAUUUGUAUCAGAUUGAAAAGCGGGUCUUUUCCUACCUUGUACUGUUUAUUGUUUAUUGAUUACGUAUUUGUUUGUGAAUUACAUCGAAAUCU
Molecule: messenger RNA, 2262 nt
Organism: Haliotis rufescens (red abalone)
Lineage: Eukaryota; Metazoa; Mollusca; Gastropoda; Lepetellida; Haliotidae
Exons: 4
Coding region: 96-788 (230 amino acids)
Source: RefSeq, a predicted model, not a curated record